CGCGAAGAGUUCCUUCUCAGUUUCCUCGGAUUGUAUCUGUGGUUUAAUGUGUGCAUAAUAUUUAAUGUCUGCUGUAUAGUAGGAUGUUUAAUUCCGCACUUAGAUUUUUACGUGUGUUAUCAGACACGCGUAUUUGAUAUUGGUGAUUACUUAUUAAACAUAUAGAAAACGGGAUGCGCUCCGCAGUAAAGGAAGAAAAACAAAUGAUCGCAGGAUGAUCAGCCAGAGGAGUAAUCUUAACAACGAAAGGGAUUUAAAGCACUUUGUGAUUCUUCUUACCAGCAUACAUCCAAUAGCUAUGUCAGAAUCAGCAGGCUUAUCCAUCUCAUAAUCUGGAGGUCCUCGGCUUUGAGGUCUUUAAAGUUUUUGUGUUCAUGAAAUCCAGCUGUAGUAGAUUUUAGUGUGCACAGAAGUGCUGAAAGUUUGAAAAGAGGCAAGAAGAAUGAAGGUAUAGCUGCAGGAGGUGCCAUCAUCUGUUGUUAAUUGUGACAAGCUGAAGCUCUUACGGCAGCUGCUUGUACAUCUGUAUUAACUUUCUGCAUUUGAAUCUGCAUUUGUAUUUAAGAUUUAUUAUGAAGAUAACUUGUGGAGUUGAAAUUGCAAAUCGCUCAAAUCCAUCUGUUUCUGCUCGAAACAAGUGCAAAUAUACUGUAGCUACUUUAGCAUUAUGUCAUAAAUCUAAGCAAAAGGAGUUCCAAAGCGAUAAAGAUGUGUAUCUUAUUCUCUGUACUCAUUCAAAUCCCAGGGGAGCAAAAUACAAGAUUUAUAAUAAUGUGGAGAAAUUAUUUACCAAAUUCGUCAAUGAUGGCAAAGCUACUUUGAGAUUUAAAGAACCUCCACAUGAUAUAAUAAUCAAUAAGGCUGAUCCACUUCAGCUGAAAGGAUUUCUCCAUGGUGUUGGACUGACUAUUGUUGGUCAAGGAACAGGACGCAUUCACUUGUCUCCAGCUCCGACUAAAGUAGAUCGACCAAAAAGGAAACUUUCAAUCACCAGACGCAGUGAUUAUCCUCUGAAAACUCCAUUUUCUAAUAGUCUUACUUGGCUGCAAGUUCAAAACUGCUCACUACGAAAAAUAGAACAACGUAUUCUGAAUAUGCGCAAUCUACAGGUUCUAGAUUUAACUCACAAUAAAAUAAAAGAACUCCCACUUGCUCUUAGUGAAUUUAAAUUGAAAGAACUCUUGUUGCAUCAUAAUGAAAUUGUGUCAUUUCCUUCUGAAUUGGCUGUUGGAACUCUUGGCCAGACACUUCAAGUCCUGGACCUAUCAUUUAACAAGAUAGAAGAACUUUCACCCUACUUUUGCCUGAUGAAGAAAAUAACUGUGUUGUCUCUCAAAUGCAACAGACUUUCCAAACUACCCCGUAACAUUCACUGCUUAGAAUCUUUAAGAAUGUUUAGUGCUUCUCAUAAUGACAUAAAGGUUCUUCCAUUUGGCAUCAGAAAACUGCAACUUGAUACGCUGGAUUUGUUUCAUAACCCCUUGAAUACUGAUGUUGUUUUACGCCCUAUAGUGUUUUGGGAAUUGCCCACUUUAAUGGAAUGUGCUGCUUCUUGUAUAGUUAAAAAUAACAUUCAUUAUACCUCUGAAGAUCUGCCCAAAAAUGUAAUUGAUUAUAUCAUUGAGCAUUGUCCUUGCCCAUGUGGAAAGCGAGUGUUUCAGAAUGUGUCAUCCUGCAUACUUGUUUUGGAUCUGUACAAGCUGGCUUCAACUGUUGUGUACAUCAAUAAUACUAGCCGUUUUAAAGUGCCGCUAGAAGUUUAUUUUUGUUCAAUGAAAUGUUGGAAAAAGCGGAAAAAUUGGUGGUAAGAAGAUCCCCGUGGAGCGGAAUGAUUCUAUAUAUAUGCUACUUCCUGUUCUAUAUAUACGCUGCUUCCUGUUCUAUAUAUAUGCUACUUCCUGUAUGAAGAUAUAAAAAAAGAUGUAUUAUUAUUAUUAUUAUUAUUAUUUUUCUCUGAGCAAUGUUGGCUUUCAAUUGAUUUAACGGAACUGGAAAUAAAAUACCCAAAACAUAUUGAUAGCUGAA
Messenger RNA from Stegodyphus dumicola, 2025 nucleotides. It is a transcript of the gene Lrr47, whose product is annotated as Leucine-rich repeat 47. Lineage: Eukaryota; Metazoa; Arthropoda; Arachnida; Araneae; Eresidae. Gene Ontology annotation, molecular function: protein binding. The record is from RefSeq and is a predicted model, not a curated record. Gene Ontology annotation, cellular component: cytoplasm.